Podospora pseudocomata is the source of this 489-nucleotide messenger RNA. RefSeq lists its product as uncharacterized. The record is from RefSeq and is a predicted model, not a curated record. Gene Ontology annotation, cellular component: cytosol. The coding region runs from base 1 to 489 and encodes 162 amino acids. Gene Ontology annotation, molecular function: protein-disulfide reductase activity. NCBI's taxonomy places the organism in Eukaryota, Fungi, Ascomycota, Sordariomycetes, Sordariales, Podosporaceae. The transcript is spliced from 2 exons.
AUGGACACUUCAUUCUAUCUAGUCACGAUUUUUAUCAUCCUAAAGCGACUCUUUACACCCACCACGCCCAUCCCUGAAACUUCGGGCAAAGUCUACAAAAUAGCCAACGCCGCCGAGUUUGACACCCUCCUGUCCUCCGCCAAGCAUGUGGUAGUAGACUUUUACGCAGACUGGUGUCCGCCUUGUCGCGCCAUUGCACCAUACUUCUCCGAGCUGGCCGACAAGCACUCUUCAGACGGCCAGCUUGCUUUCGCCAAGGUGAAUGUCGACCACGUUGAUAACAUUGCCUCGCGGUAUGGGGUGUCUGCGAUGCCGACUUUUGUGUUCUUUGAGAAUGGUGCGCCGGAGGGGGUGGCGGUUCAGGGAAUGACAGCUCGCCCGUCGGUGCCUUUGACGGGUGAUGGGUUGGUGGAGAGGGUACGGGGUGCUGAUCGUGCGGCGUUGAAGGCUGUGGUUGAGGUUUUGGCGGGGAAGGGUAGGGGGGAGUGA